Molecule: messenger RNA, 3509 nt
Organism: Calidris pugnax (ruff)
Lineage: Eukaryota; Metazoa; Chordata; Aves; Charadriiformes; Scolopacidae
Gene: SYTL3
Product: synaptotagmin like 3
Exons: 16
Coding region: 720-2576 (618 amino acids)
Biological process (GO): exocytosis; intracellular protein transport
Cellular component (GO): plasma membrane; exocytic vesicle
Molecular function (GO): neurexin family protein binding; small GTPase binding
Source: RefSeq, a predicted model, not a curated record
UUGUCAGUUGCUGUCGCUGGUAACAAAAACAGAGACUUGGCAAAAGCUGUUGUAAUACUAGAGUUCUUCUUUGAGUGUGUUUGCUUUUAGCUGUUUUGGGGAUGUUCCUCUGUAUAUACAUCUUUCUAAUUUUGGUACCCAAAGGAAGGAAAGGGGGUGGAGAACAGCCACCAGUUUUCUUUAAGGAAAGAUAAAUAGUAAGAGUGCUACUCAUCUCUUAAAAGCAGGGUACUUCCCAGCAUCUUUCUUUGAUGGCUGCUGAAAAGGUCUGAAAAUCCCAAGUCUACAAGACAAAUAAAGCAAACCAUCCCCCCAACUCCUUUACACCAUCUCUUGGUGAAUUGUUUCUCCAUCUGGUGACAGUUAAAGCCCUAUUUGGGACCUUGCUGCAAGCUCUCAUCUCCUUUGGAACCACUCUCAGAAAAAAAGAAAGAAAGAAAAGUACAAGAAGUUCUUUCAUGUGAAAAAGACAAGACUGCAGUGACCUCGCUAACUGUUCAUAUUCCCAGAGACACUUAAAUGAUGCCUUGUGUGAAGCCAGGCACGGUUAUUUUUCUCUUCAAGGAUAUGACACAGUGAAACAUAUCACCAAUCAAGUCAGGGCACGGGCACUUAGUAAGCACUCAGACCACAUUAUACUCUAUAAAGCAGUAUCCAUUGUUCUGGAUGUACUAGAACCAUAGGACAGGAGUCUACAAAAUACGUGAAGUUUGGCAAAAAUGGCCUGUGAAAUUAAUCUAAGCUUCCUUAAGGAACUGGAGCGAGAGGCGGUUCUGGAAGUCCUGUACCGUGACCAGAUGGUGAGAAAAACAGAGGAGGAAAGAAUAAGGAAGCUGAAUCUGCAGCUGCAGCAGCUUCGGUGGAAAGGGGGAAGAGAUGUAAGCCAUGAAUACCAGGAGAGGUCUUGCGCUCGCUGUCAGAAGUCGCUCGGGCUGUUGAUGAACAGAGGUGCAGUCUGCACCGGGUGCAGCCACCGAGUGUGCUCCGAGUGCCGUGUCUGCCUCAGCCCCUGCCUUUGGAAAUGCACCGUUUGCUACGCUCACGGAGAUGUGAAGGUAAAGGCUGGUGAAUGGUUCUUUGAGGAGCGAGCAAAGAAAUAUCCAGGUGAAGGCAGACAUGAAACAGUUGGUGCAAAGCUCUUGAAAUCUUAUCAGAAACUGAAUAAAAUUUCUGUCGUGCCUCCAACCCCACCUCCUUUCACAGAAUCCACAGCAGGAAGCAACGUGACAGUAAAUGAACUCAGAGAGUCUAAAAGUUUUAAUAAAUCUGUGGAAAACUUGUUUUUGUGUUUCACAACACAUAUAAAAAAAAUCUCCAAGUCCCAGAACGAUAUGGCUGACAGAAGUCUGCUAACCACAGAUUAUGGGCAGCACAUGGAAAGAAGGAAGCAAAGGAGGAGCCAGUCUGACACCGCCAUCAACAUCACAAGCAGGAUGAAAAGUACACCCAGCCUUCAAGAGCUCAUCACUGGUGCCCAUAAUGACAGUGACAUUCUGACCAAAAGGAAUUGCAAGGAGGAAGAUGACAUAACAACCAGUCCCACAAGUGACACAGUUUUCUGUGAUGGCAGAAAAUACGGGAGUUUGUAUAGCCUUAACAGCACUUGCACUGAGUCUGGCAAUUUUGGCAAGGCGAACGUCACGGGAGAAAUAGAGUUUGCCAUAAGAUACAUCUUCAAAGCUUGCAUCUUAGAAAUUUGCAUCAAGGGAUGCAAGAACCUGGCUUAUGGAGAUGAGAAGAAGAAAAAGUGUAACCCGUAUGUUAAGGUUUAUUUACUUCCUGAUAAAUCUCCUCGGAGCAAGCGCAAGACAGCUGUCAAAAAGAGCACCGUGGAUCCAGAAUUCGAUGAAUCUUUAAAGUACAAGAUCGACUACUCGCAGCUGGGAAGCCGGCAGCUUCAGGUGUCGGUGUGGCACGCAGGGGCACUCAAGUACAGGGUGUUUUUGGGGGAAGUGGUGAUCCCGCUGGCAGAUUGGGAUUUCGAAGAGAACUCGAUGCGGUUGUUCAACUGGUACCAGCUCAGACCCAAGCUUGAAAAGCCUGAGGAUGACCUUAUCCAGUACAGCGGUGAACUCCUCGUGUCUGCAAGACUGUCAGUACCAGCCCAGUACAAAAAUUUCCAGUUUGAAGGAAAAAAAGACCAAGGAGCUCCUAAAUGCCAGCUUCAGGUUAUGAUCAUUGGGGCCAAGAACUUGCCCGUGCUGAGAUCUGCUGGAAUGCUCAACUCGUUCGUUAAAGGUUGUCUUAUCCUUCCAGACCAAGCAGAGGUGAAGCGAAAGUCUCCUGUCCUGAAGAAAGAAGCCUGUCCCCAGUGGAAACACCUGUUUGUCUUUGAUGGUGUUACCCCAGCUCAGCUCCAGCAAUCUUGUCUACACUUGACAGUCUGGGACCAGUCAGGUUUCAGCUCAAGCGAUCAGUUCCUUGGAGGAGCCAAGCUUGGUGCAAAGGAAUCGUUGGGCUGCGCAGACCCCGCUUCUCAGGCAGCGCUCCAAUGGCAGGAAGUGCUCCGCAGCCCAAACACCUGGAUGGACUUCACCCUUGUCCUGCAUUCAAAUAAGGAGAACUUCAAAUCGUGAGGGAUCACCACCCAGCAACCUUCCCUUCCUCGUGGGGGACGUUUUGCAUUCAAGUGGCACGUACCUUUUGGGUCUGGGGAAAGGCACACUGUGAGGGUACCUACUCCAGCUUUUGGGGAACAGAGUUUUGUGAUGUUCUGAAGGUUUUAUUUCUCCAAAAGUUGUUUUUGUUAUCUGUGUUUCUAGCUGCAGUCCAAGGUUAGUAUUGUUUCUUCAGGAAAGACAAACACAGUUGGAAAUGCAUUAUGCUUGGCAAGGCAACAGUAGCCAGGUAAUGUGCAGUUCUCUGUUUCUGGGCGUGGCAGAAAUGUAAUUAUUUAAUUUAAUCACGGAUAGGAAUACUUCUUAGCGAGACAACUUAAGGAAGUUAUAUGCUUUCACCCUGAUGUUGAUGUUUUAUGUAUGUUCUGAGAGAAUGUAAAACUAGCUUAUCUGUAACUGCUUGCUGCAGAUGGGUGAUGCUGACACCCCUGUGCUUCAGAAUCCUCUACUGUGCCACUAUGACUUCACAUGACCCUUAAAAGCUCUGGCCUGUGGCCACGUGCCUUCCAAACGUGUGCUGUAUCGUGGUGCUUAAAACCAGGUAGGAGUAUGGGACAGCAGCAGGUAGAGGGAAUGUGGCUGUAGCAAGUUCCUUGUUCCAAUCAGCUGCUGCUGUAGGACAGCGUUCACAAGCCCGAUCCAUAUGGCACGCAGCAGAGGACAAGAGUUUAGCUGAGCUUAGCAUUUAUUCAUGUGAAUUGGUGGAAAGGCAAGCUUAAGGCUGAAGGAUUGUGUUGGUUCAGUUUGUGUGAGCUGUAGCGUUACAGUCAGCAGAUCCUCCAUGUGCACAACUGUCCCCAGAGCUGCUGCUGUGCACCUCUGCUCCAGGACUGAAGAUGGUCACCUCAUCAUCACAGCAAGUAUUCUCCUUUCUUCCUUUCCAGGUACACG